AUGGACUGGCGGACGCAGUUGGCUCGAAUACGAGAAGACUACUUUCCCACACUCACAAAGUCCACGUUUUUGAGGCAUUACGUGCCGAUCAGUGGAAUCGUUUCUCAUGUCGCAUUUACCACACACAUUUUUGCCCCGCAACUAUUGGGACGGUAAGGGAAAAUUGCCUUGUUUAAAAAAAUUAUGAUUAAAAAAACUAAAUUUAAACACUUCAAAAGAGUUUGCCUAAAAAAUCACUUUUUUUGUUAUUUUUCAGAGUGUGUCCCACCUACGAUCUAGCUGUUAGUAAUACAGUAUUGUUCAACACCCACGUGGGCAUUGGCUUCUAUGUAUUUUUCCGUAAGCACAUGAUCCGACUAAAUAUGUGGGAUCGGAUCGAAUUCAGCGUCUUCUCUUCCGUUAUUUUCAAUUUUGGCUCUCUAAUGUUCUCUGUUCUACUCAAAUCCCUACUGCCUAAGAAGUGAGUUUGGGGAUUGUAAUCAAGUUUUUGUUUUUACUUUUUUAAUACGAAGAUUCUGUAUUGCGCAAACCGACCGAGAUUUUUUAGGACGAAAGUUAGCAAGAAAGAUUUUUUGAAUUUAUUCAUCUGCGGUGCGGGACCUUUUCCAGUGGCAACAAACGUGCCGUUUUGCGUCUGCGAAGUAUCAAAAAUGUCGAAAAAUACCUCCGUCUUUAAGGGAAAAGACUCCGAUUUCAAAAAGCAGGGGAUUUUUUUAGUUGAAUAUUGAGAUAUUUUGCUGCAUUUUUUUUUACUUCCCGGAUGCAAAAUGGUUCGUUUUUUGCCAUUGCAUUAGGUCCGCCACAACUUCUGGCUAAAGAACUCGGCUAAUCGCGAGCUAAGAGUCACGUACAGUGGCGGACUUUGAUCCAGUGUCAAAAAGCGUACCAUUUUGCAUCCAGGAGGUAUCAAAAAAAUGUAGCAAAAUGCCUCCCUCUUCAACUAAAAAACUACGCUUUGAAGGCUUCCUCACAAAAACAGCCAGAGCGCUUUUGAAAUCGGAGUUUUUUCACAUGGAGAGGGGGGUAUUUUGCGACAUUUUUGACACUUCACGGAUGCAAAAUCGUAUGUUUUUUGCCGCUGGAUCAGGUCCGUCACUGCGUAUAAUGGAUGUGUGGCAUAGGCGAAUCACAUAUUUCAUUUUUAUGAUAUCAACACCACCAACGUCUCCAAUUUACCUUCCUUUAUUUCCAGACUUCCCACCUGGGCGAAUGCAAUAAUUGGCGCCAGUGUUUCGACCUUUUUACUCAGUCGUUUCGCGAAAUAUGUCGGUCAUAUCGACAGGCGGACCCUGAUCCCCGACUCGGAGACGCUCAGUCUCCACAACGGCGGGCUGCACUUGAAGUCCAUUAGUUACGAUAGGAUCAACAACAACCAGAGCAACGGCUUCAUGAAAAGUGGAUAG
This is a messenger RNA of Bursaphelenchus xylophilus (pine wood nematode), 1403 nucleotides long. The record is from the annotation of a GenBank genome assembly. NCBI's taxonomy places the organism in Eukaryota, Metazoa, Nematoda, Chromadorea, Rhabditida, Aphelenchoididae.